CAUUCUAAAAAGACAUCCCCAUUCAUUCAUUGGAUUAUAGUUAAACUAAAAGGGAUGUCUCCUCCAGACCGAGAGAGGGUGUGCACGAGUGGAUUUCAGGUCCGUCCCACUGCAAUAACCUCCCUCUUUGACCAGAGCGAGGUGUAGCAGCGAGCAGCCAGAUGUCUGGAUGUGACUACCAGCAGAGGCAUUUUUUAGAGCUGGUGACCACGCAGGUGGAAAGAACGCUCGAAAUAAACAAUAAAUACAGUGGAGACCGGGGGGCUGUGGAUGCAGAUAACGGCACGACGCGACACCCAUCAGUGUGAUUUACAGUCCAGUCUGCAUUGGUGGUGUUGAUGGCUGAUUAAUAACCAGUCGUAAAGAAGUGGGGGGGGAUUGUGUGUUGCAGGAGGACAAGAGUGAAGGCACUGAUAGAGGAAGGAAGAGAGAGGAGGAGUGUGUUGAAGAGAGAGAGAGAGGAGUAGAUAAAGCUAGAGCCAGGAUCAUGAGCUCUGCACUGCCUUACGACUCACUGUCUGCUCGGCCGAGUCCCAGCAGACAAGUUUUGGACUGGGAGCGCCAGCAGCUGGCUGUGCGAAGACUUUCCUCUCCACGGGGUUUCGACCUGCUCUCUCCACCUCCUCUUCCUAGUCGACCCUCUGCAAUACCUGGCUACCUGCUGCCACCCUACCAAGAGCAGGAAGAGCAGCUCCACCAGCAGCAGCAGCGACUAUCCUUGUCCGUAGGUUCAGAGGCCUCCCUGGCACCCCCUGCACUGCCACCUGUGGGCGCUGCCCCACCCUGCUGCCGCCCAGUUGGAGUCAUGCACCUGCUGCGCCUGGGUCUCCUGGCCUUCAGCUGCCUCUUCUGGGCAGCAGGUUUAGCCAUCUUAAGCCUGGGCGUUUGGGCACAGAUUUCACUGGCAGACUACAUGUUGCUGUCUGCCAAUCGCUACCCCAACGCCCCGCUCAUCCUUCUAACCACAGGUGCAGCCAUCACAGCUUGGGGCUUCUUGGGUUGUCUAGGGGUGGCUGCAAAUCUCCCCUGCGUACUCAGGGCUUAUGGGUUUUUUCAACUUGCUGCACUAAUAGCCGGUUUGGCAGCUGGACUCUCAGGUCUCUUCUAUCGCGAAGAUAUUGCCGGAGGAUUUCGCAGCGGUUUACAGCGAGCGGUGGCCGGCUACACGGAGGAUGAGGGCCGUGCCGAUGCAUUAGACAGCCUGCAGAGGUCCCUGGAGUGUUGUGGAGCUGAUGGUUGGCAUGACUGGCUCACUUCGGACUGGGCUAUCCAGCAUAUGACCUUCCUGCCCAACGAGAAUGGCACUUCCGUGUCCCUGCCGGACAGCUGCUGUGUGAGGCGCAAGGGCUGCAAGAAUCGACCUCUUCUGUCGGAUGAUGUUGAAGGAGUAGCUGCUGCAGGAAUCCAUCCCCAUGGCUGCUUCCGCAAAGUGUUUAGUUUGGUCAAUGACAACGUAUUCCACAUUGCUGCCACGGUAUUAGGAUUGGCCUUCACUCAAAUCGGAGGCAUUGCCCUGGCUUGUCUGCUGGCCAACAAACUAGCACCAAGACAACAUCGACGUGUAGUGGCACAUUAAUGGUUAAAGUUUAAAAAUUAGUCAACCCAUGUUGAGGAAUGACCAAUUAGUAGCUAAUUAGGAUUGGGAUUGAACUACGCCCUUAAAGAGUAAUAUAGUUCUAAAGAGGGGAGAGUUAUUUUGAGCAUCCAGAUUUAUGGGAUUACAAAGUCUUGUUUUCUUUUUUUGCAUGGACAAUGUCAGGUGCAUUUGAAGUUCUCCAUGGCUUGGAUGGGCAUUUAAAACUUUCCCCACACAAAAUCAGCCACUGCUUUAUGAAAUUCAUGGUUCUUCGACAAAAACAGUAAACCGUACAAGCCUGCAUACACUUAAACAUAAAUAGGGGAAUCUACUGCAAGUCUUGUGAGCAUUUUGUCAACUUUUUGCGAGCAUUGCUGCAGCACGCUGAAGCUAAGGCUGACAUUUUGUAAAAAUCUGAAUCUGCAGUUGAACUCAGAUUACUUUCAGUUUGGGGUUCAAUUUGGAUGAAUUGAGCAACUACAGCAAGGUGAAGAAAGCACAAUUUCUCAAAAUCUAGUCAUCAAAUAAUUAAAACUGAGGAUCAUAACAUAAACCUAUGGUAUUGUUAAAUUAUCUAAAAUACUCCUUUGUUUCUGUAUUAAAGAACAUUAACAUUAAGAAAAUUUGGGAAUUUAGUGGUAAAAAGAAAAUACUUCAGGAACCAGCAUCUCUUCAAACUUUGCAACUCUUUGUAUGACUGUCUACUGCACAAUAAAAAAUACUUCUUUCAGUGUGGAAGGGACAAAUGGGUAGGGUGAGGGGUGUGUUCAUUUGACACCUGCAAAGGAGAAGUCUGACAUCACAAAUUAGGAUGGAACCGUAAAUCUCAAAAACUAGAUGGCAGUACAAGGAGACUCUGUAUUCUGAUUUUGUUUCAGAAAUGUUUAAAUGUUGGCAUGGAUAAAUAUGCUUCAUUAUAUAAAAUGUAAAAACAAGUAUAAUUUAGGGUUAAACUACCCUCAGUUUGGUAUAUAAUGGGAUUUAGCACACCUCAACGCUGAAUGCGCAGGAAUGUUCACCAGCCGUUUUCCACUUCAGAUGAUUUAGUCUAGCUGUGUUCAACAGAUGUUCAUAUCUGCAUCGUUUAGUUUUCCAAUCACAAAGACUACACUGUGCUCGAAUGGUGCUUUUGAAAAGAGCAUAAUAAUCUAUUGCUGUCUCUGGUAUUUUGUGCUGUUUAUAGUCGUCAUUUCCACUGUGUUGAGGUGCUUUGGUAACUUUGACUGCUUCACAUAGUUUCUUCCAAAUGCCUCUGUGUUGCUAGUUCGUUUGGUAGCACAAACUUGUUUUAAGUCACUGAAUAAUUGUAAAUAGCAUUUUUUACUACAUUGGCAUGACCCAGAUGUGCAUCCCCAUUCUAGCAUGAAACUUGCUCUUCUUCAACAUCAAACUAAUGUUGACAUAAAAAAGUAGCUCAAAAUGUUCAGAAAUAUCUUUGUUUGCUUUUUUGCACAGUAGUAAGAUGACU
Etheostoma cragini (Arkansas darter) is the source of this 3044-nucleotide messenger RNA. RefSeq names its product tetraspanin-7-like. Lineage: Eukaryota; Metazoa; Chordata; Actinopteri; Perciformes; Percidae. The transcript is spliced from 2 exons. Gene Ontology annotation, cellular component: membrane. Bases 488 to 1576 code for a protein of 362 amino acids. The record is from RefSeq and is a predicted model, not a curated record.